UCGAUUUUUAUUUUAUUGCAAAUGGAAUCAUAACAGUGGAUUGCAGUGUAACUUGAAAUGCUUAUUUCAGAAAGAAAAUGUAACAAAGAAUUUUGAUUGUUGUCUUCUACAGCUGCAAUACUUAGUGAUAUUAAUUGAAUUAACCUUAUUUCUAUUUCCCUUGUAUGAGUCUCGGUCCUCAAAAUGUCGCCUCGUAAACAGCCAUGUAGUUUAUUCAAGUUGUGCAUCAAAAGCUGCGUCAAUUUAAUUAAUUCUGCUUGCUAUGUUAUUGAGAAAAGUUAUCCAGAGAAUAUGUUUGACGAAUAUGAGAGUCAUUUCUUGGAUUUGAAGUGCCAUCUGAUGUCAAUGCUGCCAGUCAGGUUAUUUGAUGUCCUCUGUUCGGAAAGAACAUGCUGCCAAUACCGAGGAGACCCUCGAGUCCAGCUCCAUGUCCUCACGCAUCCCAACAUGACCGUCUUCCGCAAAUGCGACCUUGACAACGGCAUACCACAACAUUUCUGGAUCGAGACCUUGUCUAACUUCAGCCGUUUAGUUGUCUUAGAUCUCAAAUUCAUCUGUACCGAUGAAAUACUCCAAGUUAUCGGCGUUAGCUGUCCCCUACUCGAAGAAAUCAACAUUGUCUCUAGAGUAGACAUCUGUAAAUAUCUCUUCAACGCUUCUGUUCUAGUUAGAAAUGUCUCCGAUGCUGGUCUUUGUUCUAUUGCACAUUUGAAACAUCUACGAGUUCUGGCUAUGGACCCGCCGCGGAAUGAGAGAGCAAAUCGCGUCGGUCGCUGUGUAUCUCAAGCUGGCAUCAUAAUGUUAAUCAGCGAGCUUCCAUUUUUAGAGGAGUUGAGGAUAGAGUCGUGUGAUAUUGGGUCGACGUUGAUAGGUACCGUCAUGGACAUUGGACCUUUGAGUCUCAGGAAAAUUAACAGCCAUUUUGCAUCAGCAGAUGGCAUCAGAAAGCUUAUAAAAAUUUGCCCAUUUUUAAGGGAAUUAUCAGUCACACAUCUGUCAGAACACAACAAAGAUGCAAUAUUGGAUCAGAUAUCUUUGAGUGAUUUACGGCUAAACAGGUUGGAUUUAUCAUUCUUCUCCUAUACGGAUUCAAUGCAGCAACUUUUAACUAUAAAAGGCAACUAUUUAACUCACUUCUCUCUUUGGGAGAUUGACCAUUCAUUGACAUUGGAUGCAGUGUUAUCUAUAGGACAGUUCUGUCCUAAUAUAAGUACCUUGUGUCUUAUGACUCAGUCAAAGUGUCUUGCUAUACCUAGGUAUUUCAAGCGACCAGAAAAAAUAUUCUCUAAGCUCAAAAGUUUAACAAUAGGGAAUGAGAAUUUUAACAUAGAUCAAAUACUGACAUUCUUUCUCGAUUGUACUCAGAACUUAGAGAAACUGGUUUUGAAGUAUCAGACGAUUACUAAUUUAGAUUCUACGUUAAUGCAUUUGUUAGAGAAAGGUAGUUUCAAGAACAUAAAUUUUCUAUGGUUGGACUGCACUCUGGAGGUGUCCAAAGAGGUUGUGAAACAUGUGAUUCACACAUGCGAAAAGUUACAGAUGUUCACCGUGGACUUUACGGAAGAAAUGACAGAUGUAAUUAAAUAUAUUAAUGAGAAUAAUUUGGAUUUGAAGCUAGGUAGCUAUUAGCAUUCACUGUUUGUAUAUUUCAAUGUAAAAUAAUUUAGAAAUAAAUAUUUUAUUAUUUUUUACUCAA
Ostrinia nubilalis (European corn borer) is the source of this 1696-nucleotide messenger RNA. RefSeq lists its product as uncharacterized. The record is from RefSeq and is a predicted model, not a curated record. The transcript has 2 exons. The coding region runs from base 184 to 1629 and encodes 481 amino acids. Lineage: Eukaryota; Metazoa; Arthropoda; Insecta; Lepidoptera; Crambidae.